This is a messenger RNA of Rhododendron vialii, 1309 nucleotides long. RefSeq names its product calcineurin B-like protein 10. Gene Ontology annotation, biological process: calcium-mediated signaling. Gene Ontology annotation, molecular function: kinase binding; calcium ion binding. The transcript is spliced from 10 exons. Lineage: Eukaryota; Viridiplantae; Streptophyta; Magnoliopsida; Ericales; Ericaceae. Bases 104 to 853 code for a protein of 249 amino acids. The record is from RefSeq and is a predicted model, not a curated record.
UUGCUUUGGACGCAACAUCUUCGUGGAGAGAGAGAGAGAGAGAGAGAAUUUCUAUAUUUCUUUUCUAGACAGAAAAAUGUGACGAUUCGUAGCUCCCACACCAAUGGAUCCAAGAAGCAACUCAUCGGUUUCGAGUUCCCUGACUAUAGGCGAGCGAAUCUGCGUUGCAUUCAUCCCGAUAAUUGCCAUUGUCGAGAUUCUGAUUUACGCCGUCUCCAGUUGCUUCGAUUGCCAGCAGACCACCAAGAGAAGUCGGUACGGCUACAUGGAGCUAUCUCUACUCGCUGAGGAAACUCGAUUUACGGUUAAUGAAGUCGAGGCAUUAUAUGAAUUGUUCAAGAAGCUAAGUUGUUCAAUCAUUGACGACGGUUUAAUUCACAAGGAAGAACUUCAGUUGGCGUUGCUCAGAUCUCCAUAUGGCGAAAAUCUUUUUCUAGAUCGGGUUUUCGAUCUGUUUGAUGAAAAGAAAAAUGGUGUCAUUGAAUUUGAUGAGUUUGUCCAUGCACUCAGCGUCUUCCAUCCAUAUGCGCCCAAGGAAGACAAAAUAGACUUUGCUUUUAGGCUUUAUGACUUGAGGAAAACUGGGUUUAUAGAGCGAGACGAAGUGAAGCAAAUGGUGAUUGCAAUCAUGAUGGAAACUGACAUGAAGCUAUCUGAUGAUCUUCUUGAGGCUAUUAUUGACAAGACAUUUGCUGAUGCUGAUGCUGACAGCGACGGUAAAAUUGACAAAGAUGAAUGGAAAGCCUUUGUUCUUCGGCAUCCCAACCUCUUAAAGAACAUGACUCUUCCUUAUUUGAAGGACAUCACUACAGCAUUUCCAAGUUUUGUAUUCAACACCGAGGUUGAAGACUGAGAUUUCAAGGUCCUUCAAGCCUAUGGAAUGAAAUCCUUACAUAAAAAAGAUUGGAGGCUUUUGAGCUUAAAGCAUUGCCGCAUUUAGCUCCCAAAAAGGCUUCGAUCCAUGUCCUUAUUUUGUACAUCAUUGCUGGAAAUGGUGAAGAUGCAGUGUUUCCAAGACAAGUCUCCAAACUGCAGCGUGGCUCGAUUAUAUGACACUCAUUCAUUUUGCAGAAUCCAGAAAAAUUGUAUUUGUACAGUAUUCAAACAGAAAAAAACUUCGAAAACAUUUGGAGUGUAAUUAUUUUCUGUACACCUUCGACUUGGAUCGAUGGAGUUAUGCAUUUUUGAGAGUUGUAAAAUAGAUAUAACUAGGGGUCAUUUAGUGAUUGCUGCCACAAAAACUUGUAUGAGACCUGUUCUAAACAUGAAGAAGGUUGUAUACAUUCCGGGAUUUUUAACUAAUUUUCAA